Austrofundulus limnaeus is the source of this 4032-nucleotide messenger RNA. RefSeq names its product vang-like protein 2. The record is from RefSeq and is a predicted model, not a curated record. NCBI's taxonomy places the organism in Eukaryota, Metazoa, Chordata, Actinopteri, Cyprinodontiformes, Rivulidae. Gene Ontology annotation, biological process: multicellular organism development. Gene Ontology annotation, cellular component: membrane.
UGUCCGUCUCACCCGGGGUGGAACCAGGGGCGGGGCCAAUCCUGCGCUGGGGGCGGGGCUUCUGGAGCUACGGCUGAGUGGAGAGAAAGUGGAAAGUGAGAAAAUACCUGAAUGGACGAACUGGAAUAAGGAUCGAAGGGACCGCCAUCGCUCCAAGAGUCGAGACAGCAGCAGCCGUGGAGACAAAUCGGUCACCAUACAGACGCCUGCAGAGCCGCUUCUUGAUGCAGAGUCGACCCGUGGAGACGACCGGGAUGAUAACUGGGGGGAGACCACCACCGUGGUCACCGGCACCUCGGAGCACAGCAUCUCCAACGAGGACCUGACCCGCCUCACCAAAGACCUGGAGGAGUCUGCGCCGCUGGAGUGCAAGCGUUUCGUGGGCCCGGCGCUGGGCGGGUGCCUGAGCUUCUUCGCUCUGGUCACGCCUCUGGCCUUCCUCAUCCUCCCGCAGGUCCUGUGGCGGGACGCCCUGAACCCCUGCGGCACGCCGUGCGAGGGCCUCUACGUGUCGCUGGCCUUCAAGCUGCUGGUCCUGCUCAUCUCCUCCUGGGCGCUGUUCUUCCGGCCCCCCCGGGCCACCCUGCCCCGCUUCUUCGUCUUCCGCUGCCUGCUGAUGGUGCUGGUCUUCCUGUUCGUGGCGUCGUACUGGCUGUUCUACGGCGUGAGGGUGCUGGAGCCCAGGGAGCCGGACUACAGGGGGAUCGUGGAGUACGCUGCCUCGCUGGUCGACGCCCUGCUCUUCAUCCAGUACCUGGCUCUGGUUCUGCUGGAGGUCCGGCACCUGCAGCCGGCCUUCUGCCUUAAGGUGGUCCGGAGCACGGACGGAGCCAGCAGGUUCUACAACGUGGGUCACCUCAGCAUCCAGCGAGCGGCAGUCUGGGUGUUGGACCACUAUUACAGCGACUUCUCCGUCUACAACCCCGCCACUCUCAACCUCCCCAAGUCCAUCCUGUCCAAGAAGAUGACCGGCUUCAAGGUCUACUCUCUGGACGAAAACACCACCAACAACUCCACGGGCCAGUCGCGGGCCAUGAUAGCAGCCGCCGCCCGGAGGAGAGACAACUCCCACAACGAGUACUACUACGAGGAGGCCGAGAUGGAGCGCAGGAUCCGCAAACGCAAGGCCAGGCUGGUGGUCGCGGUGGAGGAGGCCUUCACGCACAUCAAGCGUCUCCACGAGGACGAGGCCGCCUCGUCCCCGAAGCACCCCCGAGAGGUGAUGGACCCCCGGGAGGCGGCUCAGGCCAUCUUCGCCCCCAUGGCCCGGGCCAUGCAGAAGUACCUGAGGACCACCCGGCAGCAGGGCUUCCACAGCAUGGAGAGCAUCCUCACGCACCUGCAGUUCUGCAUCACGCACAACAUGACGCCCAAAGCCUUCCUGGAGCGGUACCUGGCCCCCGGCCCGACCCUGCAGUACCAGCAGCAGUCCGGCAGAGGGCGCCAGUGGACUCUGGUGAGCGAGGAGCCCGUGACCUCGGCCCUGCGUCAGGGUCUGGUCUUCUCCCUGCGGCGCCUGGACUUCUCCCUGGUGGUCACGGUGACGCCGCUGCCCUUCCUGCGGCUCGGGGAGGAGUUCAUCGACCCGAAGAGCCACAAGUUCGUCAUGAGGCUCCAGUCGGAGACCUCGGUGUGAAGACGGACGGACUAACACCCCCCGCCUCUGCUGGACGUGACGGGACACUUGACCGUCGUCCAAAUCAGCCCUCCUCUGUUUUUAACGGAGGAACCAAUCAAAAGGAGCCUUUUUUGUUGUUGUUUUCUGGAAACAAACCAACGCUUUCACUUCUCCUCCUGCGAGUGUAAAAAUCCAGUUUUUGAACUAAAAGGGGGCUUUUUUUUUUUCAUGUUUGCCCCCGGUUUCGCUGUAACCACUGAACUACAUUUCUGUGCUGACUCAAGGCUGGAACAUGAGAGGAAGUGGAGAUUACAUCACUUCCUCUCUGGUGUUCUGUAAACAGAGGACCAAAGCUCCAACAAGCAGGCGGAGGCUUUUAUUUUGAAACUUGCAGAAUGUAGCAUUAAGUGCUGUGAGUCUCUUUUUUAAUGUGACUUUUUUAAGAAGAAUGGAUGUACAUUCCUAAUUUUUUAUUUUUAUUUUGCGGAAUUUUUGCUACUCCGGGCUCAAAAUGGUUUUUAAACAAGCAGCUUUUAUAAUUUUAUUUUUUACUACUAGUGUCAGUUUAACAUUUCCUGCUUCAUUUGUAUCUUAUUUGGAUAAAGAUAUUUUAAUAUAAGCCUGGUGUCAUUUUCAGAUCCAGUCAGAUAAACCAGCUAAAUCCAUUUAUAGCUGCAGCCUAAAACGGUGCUGUCAUUUUAUGUAGUUUUUAGCAACAUUACUCAAACGUGAGUGGGUCCUGAAGCUAUGUGUUGAAGGUGAGCUCAGAGAGGAAAGUAUUUGACCAAAAUAAACUGAAUUGUGUUUCCUUUUAAAAUUCGGCUAAAUCGGUUUUUUAAAAACUGGUCAAAUGAACUGUUCAGUGUUCGGGUGGGAUGAUGUGAAAAUAAAAAGCAGUCAGCUGACAGGUCCUCUAAUGUAAACACAGUUUGUUUGAGGCGUUCAGGUGUCACCUGAGUCUCUGUUGUUUCAAGCAACUUCUGCAAAAAUGCAACAAAGAUGCUGAAAAAAUAAGUUGKACAACGUCCUAAAAAGGCCCCGCCCCCUUUUUUUAAAAUUAAAGUUUUAACUAGAUUAUUCAUAAGUUUAAAGCUUAUCUGUUAAAAACACUGAACCUGAUUUUUUAUAGAGUUUGAAGGAUAAAACAUGGAUCAGAAAGUUAUCAAAUCAUUUGAASUUAUCAAAUAGUUUUUAAUUUCUGMGUAACAAGCCGARACGAGCUCAACGUAUUGAUUCUUAUCCAAAUGAUUCAUUCCUUAUAAAGUGUUUAUAGACUCAUGAACAACCUGUGAAUUUCAACACUUCCUCCUGGUUUUUCGGUGACUUCUUCACCGAGAAGUUAUUUUAAGCUGGUUUUCAGGCGACAGGCGGAACUGAGAGGAGUGAUUAAAUGAAAAGAUUAGCUCAUGUUUACUGAGUCAAAACCACGAAACGUCUUCGCACGGCAGCACCUUCAGUCGCGGGGCGGGACUUUAAACGUCAAACCGUAAACAAGUGGAACAUUUUACCAGUUGAAUUGGACUUUAGAGGUUUGGCGGACGUAGGGGUCUAAAUUGGGGGCGUGUGGCCCCGCCGUGGGUCACAAAAACACCAAAUUGGUCCUCGGAUAAGCUGCAGAAAUGUGCUGUUUUUUAAAUUUUUAUUAUUAAUAAGGAUAAAAAAAAUAGGGCUGCGGUUGUUCAGGAUGUUUGUGUCGUUAUUCAAACUAAUUUAAAAGCAAAGUUUAUGUUUUUUAAACUGCGGAUUAAACGGUUUGCGAUCAUUUUGUGGGUCAGAAAUUAAGUUUUAUAAUCAUGGAAUCUGAYGUUUGGACCAGUUUUUUUUUUUACUUUUAAGAAACGUGCAGAAAGUUGUAAUUACGAUUUAAAACCAUGAAGUGAGGCCUUGAUUGAUGAUUUUAAACAAACUUGUGUGAGGAAACCUGUGACGUGGUCACUCAGUGCAGGACAGAAAUGCUUCUGGAGGAGGAGGAGGAAGCGUGUCCUGAUCCAGCUGCUCUGCUUUACGACGUCUUCCUGUUUCAGGAACAACCRGACGUUUGAUUGUAACUUUUCUGUGCAGCUGAUCACCGCCUUCGCCUUGCGCUGCCGGCUGAGUCGAGCCUUGUUCUGCAGGUUUAAACCCCGCCCCCUCACGCCUGUGGGUCGGUUUGCCUUUUAACAAAACAAAUAAAAGCUAUCAUUUAAAAAAAAAACACAUUUUUUCAAUGCACAGCUAUUUUUAAGCUCAUCAACCAUUUUUCUAUCUUUUUACGGUGCCUAAGUUAUGAUGCUGCAGUUUCUCUGAAUGUUUGUACCUAAAGAUUAAAACAAAGCGAGCGGCUUGUAAAGAAAAUUCGUAAUUUGUGUUCCUCCUUUUUGUAACGGUAGCUUGUAUAGUGUGUUUUCUAUUAUUAAACCAUUUAUUCCUUAUGA